Meloidogyne enterolobii is the source of this 1235-nucleotide messenger RNA. Lineage: Eukaryota; Metazoa; Nematoda; Chromadorea; Rhabditida; Meloidogynidae. The record is from the annotation of a GenBank genome assembly.
AUGGAAAGGCCAGAUCGACAAAAGGAUGGAGUUAGAAAAAUUCGUGGUGGUUUACUUCUUUACAAAGACUUUAAUCGUGCACUUGUACUUCCAACAGAAUAUCAAGAAUUGGGAAGUACAUUUUCCGAAAAUGAUUUGGUAGAUGACCCUUCAUUUGCACCAAUUUUGGAAAAAUUACAACAAAUUGCUUGUGAUUUGCCUUCUUUAGCCGAAAAAUUGAGAAUAUUUAUUUAUAUUGCUUGGGCAUUUGAUGGAGGUGCUAUGCAAGAUGCUAAAAUUAUGUUACAAAAAGUUAAAAUGGAACCUUAUGGUAUUGAUGAUGAUUCUCUUUAUGAGAUAAAAAUACCACGCCGAACAUUUGAUGACGAUGUUUUAACUACAGGCCUUCACGUUUCUGUACGUUCUGUCUCUGAUGGAAAAUUAUAUGCUAAUGCAGUUAUAGAACAAGUCAACCCUUCAAGCCAAAGCAUUGUUCUAUUUUUUGUUGAUCCUUUACGACUUUCUCGAAUUUUGGCGUUGAGCAAUAAUGUAAAUGUGUCAAUUAAUAGUUCUGCUUUUGUUUAUCGCUCACAACUUCGUUCAUUAGAAUGGAUAUUGGCAAAUUGCGGAAGUAGAAGAAAUAUGGAUCAAAUUAUUUAUCCUAAACCUGAAUUUACUGAGACCCUUGAAGAGUUUCGAGUGCGCAGAGCUGUUGAAUUGUUGUCAAUGCCAUUUCGGGAAGAAGCUGAUCAUAGCUAUAAUGAGGAACAAGUUAGUUGAUUUAUUAUUUGUUCAUUAGAAUGGGGACAUUGGACAAUGGGAUAUGUCCCCAACAUCAAUUCAUCCAUAUUUAUUAGGACACCCCUUCCCUAACUUUAUCCUAGUCACAAUUAAAACUGGUCAAGAAAGAAUUUUUCAGUCAAAAUCACUUUUGUAUCUAUUCUUCUAUCCCUUCUUAUUUCGAUACCCUUCUUUUCCCAACUUCUUGAAAUACACAAAAAAUUUAUUCAAAAAUUACAGAAAAACGCCAUCUUCUCAAUUGUCAAUAAAGAACACCAUCCAUGGCCGUUUGUUUUAUUUGGACCUCCAGGAACUGGAAAAACAAUUACUUUAAUUGAAUCAAUUAGACAUUUAGUCCUUCAAUCAUCCCAAAAUCGUAUUUUGGUUUGUACUCCAAGUAAAAUGGCUGCUGAUAAUUUUGCUGAAGCUCUUUUACAACAUGACUUUUUGGAACACAAAUAUAUUUUUAGAAUGCA